Messenger RNA from Sebastes umbrosus (honeycomb rockfish), 2053 nucleotides. Its product is annotated as TALPID3 protein-like. NCBI's taxonomy places the organism in Eukaryota, Metazoa, Chordata, Actinopteri, Perciformes, Sebastidae. Gene Ontology annotation, cellular component: centriole; ciliary basal body. The transcript has 6 exons. Gene Ontology annotation, biological process: smoothened signaling pathway. The record is from RefSeq and is a predicted model, not a curated record. Bases 51 to 1118 code for a protein of 355 amino acids.
UAGCAACUAACAGCUAGCAGCUAACAGCUAACAGCUAACAGCUGUCUGAUAUGAUGUGGUCCCAGCCGGAGUCCCAGCCGGACUCUCUGGGUGAAACCAGUCCGGAUCAAUCCUCCUGCAGCUCGGACACCGGAGACGUUUUGAUCCGGUCCACUCGGGUUCUCCUCUCGGAUCGGAGACAUGAAGCUGGACCGGGACCGGGACCAGGACCAGGACCAGGACCAGGACCAGGACCCGGAUCCGGAUCUGUCCAGAUCACCGUCCAGAAGCUGCAGGACCGUCCAGUCCUGCCGCCUCUGGCCGAGCAGCAGCGGCGGAGCUCCGGGUCAGACCAGCAGCAGCAGAUCAUGAAGCCGGACAGAGCGCCUCCUCCCCGGCCAGCAGCACCGGCUCAGCCCGACAGACUGAAGAAACCUGGAAUGACCAAAGAGAACAAAGAACCCAGAAGAAGAGUGAGUCCUCUCAGGAAGCUCUCUGCUGGGACACUCAGCGACCGGCGGCCUGGUGAGAGAACCAGCUUCAUCAAUCAGUCUCUGCUGACAUCAUCACCCUCAGGUCACGACCUUCUCACAUCACGUUUUGCUGCUGGAAGUCGAGGAGUCGUGCUCGCAGCUUUGAAACAACGGUCUCACAGCGCCCCCCACAGGAGGGAGAUCAAGGUGCAGCUGUUGGACCCGGGACCCCUCCAGACCAGCUCCCAGGGUGCUCCUGGUCUGGGGACCAGUUCCCAGGAUGCAGUAGGUGGUGUGCGGGUCCAGACGGAGGCUGAACUGUCCUCUGGUUGUCUUGGCGACGACACCAACGCAGCAGCUGCUGCAACUCUGAUCAAGCUGACUGAAGGCGUUGAGAAGCUGCUGCAGGCUGACAGGUACAGGGAGGACGGAAAGAGGGGGCGGAGCCUGAGCCAGCAGACGCUGCAUCACCUGGAGACGCUGCACAGCCAACAGCUGCAGCAGCAGAGCCAGCUGCUGGAGUCAGCCCUCAGGAUGCUGACAGGCCACGCCCCAGUGACCUCUGACCUCACAGCUUCAAGUCAGCCACGCCUUCUGCAGGUCACUCACCUGGAUCAGCUGGAUCACCUGAACACUGCAGGGUUUAAUAGAUACCUGGUGAGGUGAAGGACAGGUAACUGGUGAGGUGAAGGACAGAUACCUGGUGAGGUGAAGGACAGGUACCUGGUGAGGUGAAGGACAGGUACCUGGUGAGGUGAAGGACAGGUACCUGAAGGACAGAUACCUGGUGAGGUGAAGGACAGGUACCUGAAGGACAGAUACCUGGUGAGGUGAAGGACAGGUACCUGGUGUGGUGAAGGACAGGUACCUGAAGGACAGAUACCUGGUGUGGUGAAGGACAGGUACCUGAAGGACAGAUACCUGGUGUGGUGAAGGACAGGUAACUGGUGAGGUGAAGGACAGAUACCUGGUGAGGUGAAGGACAGGUACCUGAAGGACAGAUACCUGGUGAGGUGAAGGACAGGUACCUGGUGAGGUGAAGGACAGGUACCUGAAGGACAGAUACCUGGUGAGGUGAAGGACAGGUACCUGAAGGACAGAUACCUGGUGAGGUGAAGGACAGGUACCUGGUGUGGUGAAGGACAGGUACCUGAAGGACAGAUACCUGGUGUGGUGAAGGACAGGUACCUGAAGGACAGAUACCUGGUGUGGUGAAGGACAGGUACCUGAAGGACAGAUACCUGGUGUGGUGAAGGACAGGUAACUGGUGAGGUGAAGGACAGAUACCUGGUGAGGUGAAGGACAGGUACCUGAAGGACAGAUACCUGGUGAGGUGAAGGACAGAUACCUGGUGAGGUGAAGGACAGGUACCUGGUGAGGUGAAGGAAAUAUACCUGGUGAGGUGAAGGACAGGUACCUGAAGGACAGAUACCUGGUGUGGUGAAGGACAGGUACCUGAAGGACAGAUACCUGGUGUGGUGAAGGACAGGUACCUAGUGAGGUGAAGGACAGGUACCUGAAGGACAGAUACCUGGUGAGGUGAAGGACAGGUAGCAGGUAAGGUGAAGAACAGAUACCUGGUGAGGUGAAGGACAGGUACC